AUGUCUGCCAACGAGAACAGCGCUAUCACCACCACUCAACAAAUUCAGCCUCACCAGGAAACCUUGACUGAAAAGGUAGUUGAGGGAAAGCUCGAUUCUCUUGAAGGAAAUGCUCGUUACCUAGCUUAUGCUGGUAGAUUGCGUACAGCUCUUGCCGCUUCAUCUCGUUAUUUAGCGUAUACCUCGGAUGUGGGUGAGGCCUUCAGACCCAUUGUACCUCCUGCUGUUGUUACAGCUGCUUAUGGUAUCAGUUGGCUCUAUUUGGGUUUGGAUGUGAGCUAUGAAGGUUAUAAAUCUCAUCACGCUGGUCAAGAAAAUGCAGUGGUUGCUACUACCAUGGUCAAGAGAGGUGUGUUCCAAUCAUUGGCCUCCAUGGCUUUCCCUAUGAUGACUAUCCACUCCAUCGUCAAGUACAGUGCCUACGGAUUCAAAAAUGUAAAGAAUGUCAAGGUGAAAGCAUGGGGUCCUACAUUAUUGGGUCUCGGUAUUGUGCCCUUCUUGCCCUACAUCUUUGAUGAGCCCAUUGAACACAUUGUAGACAAGGUCUUCAAGCCUCUUGAAGAAAAGGUAUCACGUAACGUAGUUGCUCGCCUUGGCCACAACAAGACAGGUGAUGAUUUGCCUACUGAACAACAAGUAUUGGCCAAGGAACAAAUAGACAAGAAAGGCCAAUAA
Mucor velutinosus is the source of this 675-nucleotide messenger RNA. It is a transcript of the gene ARP8, whose product is annotated as actin-like protein arp8. Gene Ontology annotation, cellular component: mitochondrion. Gene Ontology annotation, biological process: mitochondrial fission. Lineage: Eukaryota; Fungi; Mucoromycota; Mucoromycetes; Mucorales; Mucoraceae. Bases 1 to 675 code for a protein of 224 amino acids. The record is from RefSeq and is a predicted model, not a curated record. The transcript is spliced from 2 exons.